AUGAACUUAACUAGACGGGUUCUUGGACCAUUUGUUGGUGCAGUCACGAAAAAGCUUGAUUACUAUAGUCAAUUUCAACCAUCCUCUUUAACAAUUCAACAAUAUUUGGAUUUCGGUAGAAUCGGAACAGCUUCAACUUCCUAUACAUUCUUGAAAAAUGAGCUUCUUGUUCGUUUAGCCAAUAUUAUGCAGGAGUUCUCUCUCCUUCCUCCUAAGUUACUACAAAUGCCAAGCUCUAAAAUGGUUUCCGAAUGGUAUUGUGAUAGCUUCGAAGAUUUAUUGAAAUUUGAAAACUCAGGACCUUCCACUGAUAAUGUGGCUAGAUUUAACGACCAGUUACAAUUAAUACUAAAACGUCAUGCACACGUUGUCGAAACAAUGGCUGAGGGCUUGAUAGAACUCCGAGAAAGUGAUGGUGUUGAUAUAGCUAGUGAGAAAGGCAUCCAAUACUUCUUGGAUCGUUUUUAUAUCAACAGAAUUUCAAUAAGGAUGUUGCAAAACCAACAUCUUGUAGUGUUUGGUUCUGUUCUUCCGGAAAGCCCAAGGCAUGUUGGGUGCAUUGAUCCUGCUUGUGAUGUAGAAAGCGUUGUUUAUGAUGCUUUUGAAAACGCUCGUUUUCUCUGCGAUCGAUACUAUCUCACGAGUCCGGCUAUGAAGUUGCAAAUGAUAAAUAGUGUUGACAAGGGGAAACCAAUCAAGAUUGUGGCUGUUCCAAGUCACCUAUAUCACAUCAUGUUCGAACUGUUCAAGAACUCUAUGAGAGCUACAGUCGAACACCAUGGAGUUGACGAUGAUCUACCUGAUAUCCAAGUCUAUGUAGUUCGAGGAAAUGAAGAUCUCUCAAUUAAGGUUUGUGAUCGCGGAGGAGGUGUAUCAAGAACAAUACUGGAACGUUUGUACAACUAUAUGUACAGUACAGCUCCUCCACCACCUAGAGAUGGAACACAAGCUCCACUGGCUGGUUAUGGCUACGGGUUGCCUUUAUCACGACUUUAUGCUCGUUACUUCCUCGGAGAUUUGUUUUUAGUAUCAAUGGAAGGAUAUGGUACUGACGCUUGUGUUUACUUGAAGGCUGUACCCGUUGAAGCUAGCGAAGUUCUGCCUAUCUACAGUACUUCGUCAAGAAGGAACUUAACAAUGGGCCCUCAGGUAGCAGAUUGGUCACAUCAUGUACCAGGACAGGGAAACCGUCCUACGUAA
Auanema sp. JU1783 is the source of this 1200-nucleotide messenger RNA. The record is from the annotation of a GenBank genome assembly. Lineage: Eukaryota; Metazoa; Nematoda; Chromadorea; Rhabditida; Rhabditidae.